Messenger RNA from Leucoraja erinaceus (little skate), 971 nucleotides. RefSeq names its product dimethyladenosine transferase 1, mitochondrial-like. Lineage: Eukaryota; Metazoa; Chordata; Chondrichthyes; Rajiformes; Rajidae. The transcript is spliced from 7 exons. Gene Ontology annotation, biological process: transcription initiation at mitochondrial promoter; rRNA methylation. The coding region runs from base 150 to 947 and encodes 265 amino acids. Gene Ontology annotation, molecular function: rRNA (adenine-N6,N6-)-dimethyltransferase activity; mitochondrial transcription factor activity. The record is from RefSeq and is a predicted model, not a curated record. Gene Ontology annotation, cellular component: mitochondrial matrix.
UGCGAGUGCAAGCCCGUCCCCUACAGCGGCACAUCCCGCCCACGGGCGCUGUGAAUGGUUCUUGUUGCAAGAAGCCGUGGCUGUGAAUGGGCAGCGAAAGUGACGAUCAGUGGCGUUGAUGUCCGCGGCGGGAGCAAGGAGGCUGGACCAUGGCUGCAAGAGGAAGAAUUGCUUCUUUCCGUUUGCCUCCACUUCCCACCAUCAGGGAAAUUAUCAAGUUGUAUAAUUUGAGAGCGGAAAAGCAACUUUCUCAGAAUUUCCUGUUGGAUUUAAGAUUAACAGAUAAAAUAGUUCGGCAAGCUGGAAAUUUAAGGAAUGCUUAUGUGUGUGAAGUUGGUCCAGGACCUGGAGGAAUCACUCGAUCUAUUCUCAAUUCUGGUGUUGCAGAACUACUUGUGGUGGAGAAAGAUACCAGAUUUAUUCCUGGCUUACAGUUGAUGGCGGAGGCAGCACCAGGGAAAAUUCGCAUUGUGCAUGGAGACAUUCUGACCUAUAACAUGGAACGAGCUUUUCCAAAACAAUUUCGAAAUGAAUGGGAAAUCGGAUUACCAAAUGUGCACAUCAUUGGUAACCUGCCCUUCAGUGUUUCAACACCUCUCAUUAUUAAGUGGUUGGAGAAUGUUGCAAAUCGUGAUGGGCCCUUUGUCUUUGGGAGGACACAGAUGAUCCUAACUUUUCAAAAGGAGGUUGCAGAGCGUCUCACAGCAAGUACCAGCAGUAGACAGAGAAGCCGGUUAUCGGUGAUGUCCCAGUAUUUGUGUAAUGUGAAAAGCUGCUUCACGAUUCCAGGCAGAGCCUUUGUUCCAAAGCCCAAGAUUGAUGUGGGAGUUGUACGUAUUACUCCGCUGGAGAGACCACAGAUUAACCAGCCAUUCAAACUGGUGGAAAAGGUGGUGCGAUGUGCAUUCAGCUUUCGGAGAAAGCAUUGCCGCCGAGGACUUGAGUAGGUUACUGACCAUCUACAGGCGUUC